CUUCUCUUCUCUUCCCUCCUCACACCGUUUGGUCCCUUGAUGCUAGUACUGUGAUUUAUCACUUUGCGUUCCCUCAAGCCCAUUCGUGUUUAGCUCGGCUUUUAUAGCUUCUGCUUCCGCUGCCUUGUCCCUUUCUUUUCUUCCACCUCGCCUUCUCCUUACCCUUCUUAUCCGUUUUUUGACCAGGUAUUUCAGAUGACUCACCUCUGGAUACCUGGGUUGCCCUACAAGAAGGCUCCCGUAGCCGACCGGUUCAAGUCGAGUGCGCCAUUUCUUUCGUUUCCCACGGCACACACGGCGCGCUUCGUCUUUCGCCGGAACUACGAGAACACCUCUUCCCGCUCCUUCCAGACAGUCUCGCCCCCCCGAACUGUCGUCCGCUCUCUCCUGCCAGUCUCGACUGGUGUCCGUUCCCUCCCCCGCAAGUCAGCUUCGCCUGACGUCCGUUCUUUUGCCCAGUUGCGACAGGGCUCGCAACUGCCGGUCUCCGUGAGACCAUCCACUCCUUCCCCUGCUUCCCCACCUGUCCCAGCUGCCACUGGGGCAGGGCGUUCGCUAACAGGCUCCGUCCUUUCCUCUCGCUUGGAGGAAAGGCGGGCUUCUCGACAGGCACGCUCUCGGCCUUGGGCUGCUACACCCAAGGUCGAGGGGCACAAGAAGUCCCCCGAGGGACACCGGUCGACAACCCGCCCUUCCCCCCGAGUCGAACGAGCCUCUGGUCCGUACACCCGGGCUAUUCGCAGCCCACAUAUGGCGGCACGUACUCGACGAGCGCUCAGGCGGAUCGACGAGGUUCUUGCUAAGCCUGCCCUGGUCAAGGCUGGGGCGGGUGAACGUAAGGCCAAGUCCGUGAAGUCGGUUCGUUUCGGCGAGGACACCAUCAUCCCUGUGUCCUGUUGGAUAGUUCGGCGCGAGCAUGUCUUUCCUGCCCCACUGGCGGCCAUGGGUCACCUGCAAGGUUGGAAAGUCACUCCUCGUGCGGAGCCAGACGAGGAGGGUGAGAUGGAAAAGUACACCACAUACUGGGGUUCAGACUCAUAUGUGAUGCUUGACAUCCACUCUGCCUCGGAGCCAUGCGGACGUGACGGAUGCCAAUACCAGCGCCUGGCUAGCAUUGCUGCCAGGAGGCCAGGCUGGGGUCCGGCCACGGUCUUCUUGGCUUGGAACAUGCUGAGAGAGAAGGUCCGGCAACGUGGUGGAUUCCGGCUUCGUCCUUUCAUUCUCGCUUUUCCUUUGUCAGCGUCUGUUCUGGACUGGCUCUGGUCUGUUUUGGGGGAAACAGACCAUCCAGGUUAUGCUGAUCGGGUAGCAGAUGCUGGCGUGUAUCCUGCUGUGGUAUUGGUGGCGCAUUAUGCACCGAAGAGAGGAUUCUGGAGCGAGGGUUCCCUAACCACGAGGGGUAAUGACGCAACCUUCUCCCGACGAACGAGACGGACGAACGAGACGGACGAACGAGACGGACGAGACGAGACGACGCCGAACGACGACCGACCGACGACGACACCGACGACGACACGACGACAACCGACGGAGCUACACCGGGCGGCUAAUUACGCUUCACCGGAAGCGAAAGAAGACGGAAUAUUCCCAAUCAUGCGGAUGUACUGGGAGGGAAUGUUUCGUCUUGGGUUGAGUUUGGUGGCUGGUGACGGAGAGGUUGGAGAUCAGGGAGAUUGUUGAUCAGGAGGAUAGCUGGACUGAGUCCAAGCGGAGUGAAGUGGGAUGGUAUUGUUAGUAGAUAGUUCAAAGACCAUGGCAUCAUGGCACAUUUGCUUGGGUUUAUGGCGUUGGGUCACGGUUCAUUAUUAUCUUUCUUUUGUUCAUUUCAUAUGACCCGGGCGUUUGGUGUUGGUUUGGCUUUUUGUUUUUCAUUUCCUUUUGUUUGUUUUAUUGUUGAUGAGCAGGGAUUCCUGUCUCUAGUUUGCUGCUUCUUUUUUCUGGAAUGGAUCGUCAUUGCUGUUCC
Aspergillus piperis CBS 112811 is the source of this 1963-nucleotide messenger RNA. RefSeq lists its product as uncharacterized. Bases 196 to 1680 code for a protein of 494 amino acids. Lineage: Eukaryota; Fungi; Ascomycota; Eurotiomycetes; Eurotiales; Aspergillaceae. The transcript is spliced from 6 exons. The record is from RefSeq and is a predicted model, not a curated record.